CGGGGAUCAGCUCUGCGCGGGGGUGUCGCGCGCCUGCUGGGGAGCGCAGCAGCGGCGCCCGAGGCUGCCCGGCGCUCAGCCGGCCUCUCUGCGCCCCGCUUCCCGCCUGCCCGAAGGCGGCUGAGGCGGGCGAGGAGACCCCGCGGAGGUCUCCCUACCUGCUGCUGCCGGCCACCGGCCCGCCGCUGCGGCAGGUGUCACGGGGGGCGCGGCGUGGGGACACCCCGGCACCAGCCGCCUCCUGCCGUCCCCUCCAGGACCUGCCGCAAGGCGGGCGGUUGCCUCGCUCUGCUGUUCCGCGCAGCGCCGUGCACCGGGCACCUGAAUAAGACUUUGCAGAUGGAAAAAAUAAAGGCACGACUGAAAGCAGAAUUUGAAGCCCUGGAAUCUGAGGAGAGGCACCUGAAAGAGUACAAACAGGAAAUGGACCUGUUGCUGCAAGAGAAGAUGGCCCACGUGGAGGAGCUGCGACUGAUCCACGCUGAUAUUAAUGUGAUGGAGAAUACGAUCAAGCAGUCUGAGAAUGAUCUCAACAAACUUUUGGAAUCUACUCGUCGCUUGCAUGAGGAGUACAAACCCCUGAAGGAGCAUGUAGAUGCUUUGCGGAUGACUCUGGGAUUGCAGAGGCUGCCAGAUCUAUGUGAGGAGGAAGAGAAACUGUCCCUUGACUACUUUGAAAAGCAGAAAGCAGAAUGGCAGACAGAACCACAGGAGCCUCCCAUCCCAGAGUCUCUGGCUGCAGCUGCAGCGGCUGCCCAACAGCUGCAAGUGGCUAGGAAACAAGAUACCAGACAGACAGCAACUUUCAGACAACAACCACCUCCAAUGAAGGCAUGUUUAUCGUGUCACCAACAAAUUCAUCGGAAUGCACCCAUAUGUCCACUUUGCAAAGCAAAGAGCCGAUCUCGGAAUCCCAAAAAGCCCAAGAGGAAACAGGACGAAUGAAACCCAGAAGACUGACAAGCAAAUACGUGACCUGCUCCAGUUCUCUUCCGGUAGAACUGCAAAUGUGGCCAGACUUUACUGAAGUGCAGACUCAAGUAUGACCAACCCAUUUUUUUCUAUUUAAUGCAACGUAAGCACAAUGUUCCUGUUCUGUCUUAAUUUCCUUCCAGUCCUUAGGAUUUGGUUUUAGGAAAGUAAGUAUUACUGGUGCUACAGUUUAACAUUUCAAUCAUUCCAUCUUUUGGACUCAAACAAAGUAGAACCUUUAUGCAAGUAUCCUAAAUGCCAGGCUAUUCCUAUUGGCCAAAUGUGAUUACCACAAAUAUUUUAUGUUCUCCUUUUAAAAACAGAUGCUACUAAAAGAUUAUUCUGUUUUCUCCUGUAACAGGAGACUAUUUGAAGUGCUGAAAUAGCAGACUGUCUAUUUCACUAAAGAACAAUUUGUUUUCCAAGCUAGUAAGGCUUGCAUAGGUUUGGGUAACCAGUAGAGCUCUCUUUAUACAGGAAAUGUUUGGGGGGAAAAAAGACAUUGGUUAUGCAGGAAAUCAGUGCGUUAAGGACACAUGUGAGUUUUGGUUUACUGGAAUUUGUACCGUUCUCUCAAACUUGACUUACAAUUUGGAAGGGGGAUCGGGUUGCUGGCUGUGUAUGAAUUUCUAAAAAUUAUGUAAUUUGUGAUGCUUUAACAUCUUAAUAUGGUAUUGUUUUCAGCAGUCAGAAGACUUACUGACUUAAGUACAAGGCUCAAAUGAACCAUAUUAGUGGACCUCCCAGGCUGUAUGGCCAACCAGCUCACUGUGGUUCGGUGGGAAACACGCAUGAAAUACCCCAAAUCUCUAUGCACACAGACUGCAACAUCAGCCAUUCUGCACAUUCUCCAUUCCUUAUUUCUCCAGCCAAAAAUCUCCCUCGGCAGACAUAUGGUCGACCGGAGUACAGGGAAGUUGAGUAACGUGCACCAGGGACAGUGUCAACUAAAAAUGAUGUAUUUCACCAGAACUGCCUGGCUUUGGUGUCAUUGUCCUCCCUCACCAAAACUUCCUAUUUUUGUAUCUUUUAAUAGGUCGUUUUCAAGUAAGCUUUAUUUCAGCCCAGUUUUUUUUCUUCCUCUGUGUGCCAGAAGAACCCUGACUAAAGGAUCCUUUAGACCACUCCUCAUAGCCAUGUCUUCCCUUUGUUUCACCUCAUGUAACAAUAGUUCCUCCAGUGGGGAGGAUGGCAGUGAGCCCCCGGGCUUAAAAUUUACUGAUUUCUAAUCCCAGUUUUGUCACCACCUUUGUUGUUUAAAUUGAUCUCAAGUAUUAAAUAUUCGUUUCACUAACCUCACGAGGCAGGGACUGCCUGCUUACAUUCUUCGCUCUUCAGCCCAGAUUUUUCCCCUCCUAUUAUGAUAAUGGUUAUAUUGAGAACUUUGCAUGUUAAACAGGAAGAACAGGGAAGCCCCAAGUCUCUGGUCAGAACUUUGCCAAAUUCUGGGGACUGUAUGAAUUCAAAUAAAUCAAUUUUGCUGGCCAAAUCACAUAUGUUGCCAUUAAUAUCCCAACUCUGCCAUAAAGCACACGAGUAUUUUAUUGAUUAUAGUCCUAUAAUUUAUGCCAAGGUCAGUUGGUAUUCUCCCAUUUUAAUGUUUCAUAGCCAAAUAAACACCCGCCAGCACCAGAGGAAAAAUGUGGACCAUGUGCCUCUGAAAAUAAGUGAAGAGCAGAUUCUGCUAGCUGAAUCAUUCUGGCAUUCAGUCUCUGUGAGAUAGCAAUAAUGGAGGAGAGUCUGACCCCAUGCUCCAAACUGCAGCAGUGCACUAACUCUUGGUAUGCAUGUUUCCUAACACGAAUACUGGAUUCUAGUUUUAAACGUCAGAGCGACCACAUGCUGCGUGCGCAGUUCAGAGCAACUCCUACUGAGUUUAAGGGAAAAUGCUCACAGAGUUGAAGGACAGCAUAUGGACUCCCUCAAAGAGCGUGCACGAGAGCAGCAUACUUUGAUGAGCUGUACAUAAAUUUAAGAAGUAGUCACAAUGGAAAAUGGGUGAAUGGUGUGCAAUGAAGUAGUGCAAAUAGGAGGAUAGAUUUGUAGAAACUUCAGCUUACAGUUCUGAAAUAUAUAGGGUUAGUCGUAGCUGCUCUCACUUGUUAUUUUACCAGGUCCUUUGUUUCCUGGGAGGUCUCUAGAGUUCUAAAUUGAAGUAUGCUUAAGGAUGCACUGUUUACUGAUUUAGGAUGACAGUUUUGUAUGUUUACUUUUUUAAACUAGUCUCUUGUGCUGUCGUGUUUAACAAGGUUUGUUUUUUAAAAAAAGGAAAAAAGUGAAUAUGACAUACUGUGUUUGUAUCCAUCAUGUACUAGCGUUUACAAAUCCGUUUUCCCAUCCUUUACAAAGUCCUCCCAUAUGCAUAGCAUGCAUUGCUGAGAAUGAGUCUAACUGAACACGAGUCACCAAUGUGCCCUGGCAGCCACACACAACCGUGUCCUGGUGUACAUCGAACACAGCAUAUCUAGCUGGCUGUGAGAGGCGAUUGUUCCGUUCUACACUGCACUGGUGCAGCCUUGAGUACUGAGUGCAGUUUUGGACAUCUCAGUGUAAGGACAUCAAACUAUGAGUAUGCCCAGAGGAGGGCGACCAAGAUGGUGAAAGGUUGGUCUUGAGGGCAAGUCUUCCGAGGAGCGGCCAAGGUCACUUGGUUCGUUCAGCUUGGAGAAGGCUGAGGGGUGCCCCCAUCACAGCCUACACCUUCCUCAAGGGGGCAGUGGAGGGGGAGGUGCUAACCUCCUCUCUGGUGACCAGCAAUAGGACACAAAGAAAUGGAAUCAAGCUGUGUCAGGAGAAUUUCAGAAUAGACUUUAGGAACAGGUUCUUCACGGGAACAGGCUCCCCAGGAAGUAGUCACAGCACUGAGCGUGUCACAGUUCAAGAAGCUUCUGGACAAUGCUCUUAGUCACAUGGUUUUGUGUUAGGUAGUCUUGUGAGAAGCAGGGAGUUGGACUUGAUGGUCCCUUCCAACUUGAGAUAUUCUAUGAUUCUAACUAUUUCAAGGAGACAAAAAUCUGUAUUAUGCAUUAAGGGAUCCUGGAGGUGGGGGGAGGGAGGGAAGAAAUAUCAUAGGGAGCCAGUAUUCUCCUUUUCUCUCACAGAUUAAUUACAGAAUUUUAACUGAAGAACUCUUCCUGCGACAGCCCUGGGCCCUUUUCUCCCCAGGCACCUUUCUCAAGAAACUAGAGGGGUAAAUAUGAAAUAGUAAUUUCUUGUUUUUUAGUCAGAGGAGAAAGCUGUCUGAAGUACAGUUCUUACCACAAGUCUACUGCAUUUUUGCUCCAUAGAUCAACAAUAGUCUCUCCCUUUGUACCUAAGGUUCUUUGAGGAUACUUAUACUUCUUUACUUGGCUUAAGUUCGUUCUCAUUUUGGGUUAAAUGCUCUUAAUAGCCACAGAGAGACCAGUCUCAAAGAUUAGAAGGCUUUUAUAUUACUGAAGUCUGGUUUAACUCUGGCUUUGUCAUUCCCUUUUCAAUGGGUAUUCAAGCAACAACAAAAUCACUGGAUUCUUUUGUUAUGGACGAUUUCCAGGGUCUUUUCCUGGUUGUUCACUUGCCUCAAAGGAUAGUCCUGCUGUUCUGCAACCAAAUGGCAAAAAGAGAACACAAGCCCCACCCCCACCUUAAGCUCAUUCUAAAAGGAUGCAAACGCUCUACUGUGUCUAAAGGCUGUGCUAUAGAAAUUUUCAUACCCAAGCUAGGGCAGAUCAGUUGUUCAAACUUUAGUGCCAAGGAUCCCAUUAACUAUAGAGAAACUGUGUGCCAAAUAUUAAUACUUGCACUUCCUGAAUUCAGCUUUAGCUUCCUAAACAGGACACUGACUGAAUGAACCUGCCAGUGGCUUCAAGUGACAGAUCUAAUUUUUAAAGAAUAGCCAUUGAUGUGUUAUUCUGAAAAGCAGACUAUUCAAGAAAAUAAGACUUUACUAGCACUUUAAAUAAAAGUGCUUUCCUUUAUUUUACAGUUUUCCAACUCCUCCGACAUAGGUUUUCAUUUUAGCAUUUAGGUAUUUUAGCCAUAUCUGGCGUUUUCACUGGCUUCUGUGUUUUAAAUAUUUUACUCCUGUGCCCAGUAGGAGUAACAGUGUGUUCCCUGUUUAAUUUGCCUGUACAGUCCUUUUUAAUAAAUGUUUGUUUCAUGUCA
Molecule: messenger RNA, 5115 nt
Organism: Phalacrocorax carbo (great cormorant)
Lineage: Eukaryota; Metazoa; Chordata; Aves; Suliformes; Phalacrocoracidae
Source: RefSeq, a predicted model, not a curated record